Messenger RNA from Polyodon spathula (Mississippi paddlefish), 3224 nucleotides. Its product is annotated as rab15 effector protein-like. The coding region runs from base 2236 to 2952 and encodes 238 amino acids. The transcript has a single exon. The record is from RefSeq and is a predicted model, not a curated record. Gene Ontology annotation, biological process: receptor recycling. NCBI's taxonomy places the organism in Eukaryota, Metazoa, Chordata, Actinopteri, Acipenseriformes, Polyodontidae.
AAUUGCAUACAAUUAUCAGCAAUCUGUGGUUCUCAGUAGAUUGUAAUGUUUUAAAUAAACUGCAUUUCAUGUAUAGUAUAUAAAGGUUGUCAAAUACCUAGACAAGUUAUGAGACAUUUCCCUCUGUUUUCAUAACCACUAAUCUUGGACUACCUUUAGGGGUUGUUGAAAUGUAACAUUUUCAUAUAAAACAUUAACAGUAAGGGGGGGGGGGGGGGGGGGUGUCAUUGAAGUGAAGAUAGUAUUCAGGAAUUAUUAUAUAAAAGAGUGGUUUGUUUGUUUUUUAAAUGUUGAAAUCCCACCCCCCCCACCUUUACCACAUUGGGGUCUGUGAAGCUAGCCAAAAGAGUAUUGUUACAUUUAUAAAGUUAAAAUUAAGCAUUGCAAUUCCUACGAUGCUCUAAUGCAGUACACUUUUUUUUUUUUUUUUUUUUUUUUUUUUUAAACUCCAUACAUUGAAUUUGUAUUUUUUACUUCUAUAAUAAAUAUGCUUUGAUAUAAGAUGAUUGCAUUUCUUUGUAGAAAGAUCCUAAUUUGUAUACCAGCUGGUUACUGGAGAAGAUGGGUUUUUAUACUGUUUGGGAUUUUUUUGUAAUCUUGUGAAUAUUAAGUUUUGAGGUUUUUACCUCAAAACAGUCGCUGCAACCUUUCAUUCAAUAGUUUAGGUCUUUACUGCAUGGCACCUGUUUAAUUGUUUUUAAUGAUAAAAUGCAUUAAUCAAUAAUACCCCUUUUUUAUAUUUAGAAACAAUAAUAUUGGUGUAGUUAAAUUACUUUUGCAAAACCAUUUGCCCCUGGGCAUAUAGUCCUAUUAAACAUAUCAACACUUAAAAAUGGGAAGGAAUACACCAAAAGCAUCUGCUUAAUCACAUGUCACUCAAACAUCAUCAUCUCUUCAUAGAGCAAGAGCCCUAGCCAUCAAUGACUAUAAUUCAAAACAAAAUGAUGCUGCUUUGAUUGAAAAUAUGACCUUAAAGGUCUUGAAAUCAAAUGUAAUACAACAUUGUAUAUUUUAAUGAAGAACCCCCUAACAAUUCACAAUUUGAUAUUAUAAAAGUCUAGAACAGUUUAAUGCUGAUAUUUAUUUUCUUUUACUGUAAUCUCUUUCUGAGUAAGAACCUAUAUUAAUUUUGUUAGUCGUAUGACCAUAACCUGUCCAAGUGCUUAAAUUGAACUUUUUUUUGUUUAUUAUUAUUUUGCAUGUAUUUAUUUCAGGACAUUGUUUAGUUUUUUGUUUUGUUUUAUGUACCAGUAUUAUUGGUGAUUUGUUGCAUGUUAUUUAUGCUUUUCUAGAAUGUCUUUCUGCUAUAGUUUGGGAAUUUAAAACCUCAAAGACAGAACUCCUAAAAUAUAAAUGAUGAAACAGUUUUUAUUUUUUCAUCUUGCACCAUUUUGUAACUCCUCAGUUUAUCCAGGAGUAGAACAUGUUUUGUAGUAUGUGGUGUUUCAUAAAUGUACCUUAUAAAAUAAAUAACUUAAUGUCAGAUGGAGUAUAAAUAUGAAUAAGAAAGUAUAUUUAAACCUAAAUUACCUUAGAUUAAGCUUUGCAUCAGCUUAGUUUCACUCAAUACAUAUAAAGCAAUUCUAAUGAAUGGUAUACUUGUUACAUGAGUUCUGUCUUUCACGUGUAUUGUAACAGAUGGCUACAGAUGGAUAAUAUUCAAUACAUGUCUUAAGAAACCCUGGAUAACCAUAGUAUAAGCAGUUUGUUCAUUGUUAAUACUGUAUAUGAUUUAAUUCAUUUUUAAAAGUUAAUAAAAUAAUUAAUUCAUAUUGUCUUAAUUUUAUAUUACCAAAUGAAACUUGAUGCACCAAAGUCAAGAUCAAUCACUAGUAAUACGGUCCCAUUGGUGUAUCAGUAGCAAGGACAUGUUCUUUUAUUGUCCACCCAAGCUGAAUAAAUGCGUUCAGCAAACUAAUUGCAUUCCAAGCUCUGGGGAAGAAAAACAAACAGAGGAGUGCUCUGAUAAAAUGUUAUCGGACACACCUAACAGGUGGUGAUUAUCACUACAACCCAGAGCACAAUAUUCAGGAAGGACCUGCAUUACAAUGCUGUCUUGGCAGGUGAAAGCUGGUUGCUUCUGAUGCUGAAGAAUCCUGUUUUUUCUCGUGUUUUUUUUUUUUUUUUUGGAAGAUGUGUACUCUUGCCAGCAUGAAUUUAUGCUGAAGAUGCUGAACUAUUACUGAAAAAGCACAGAUCCUAUUUAACUAGAUUUCCAAUACUGUUUUUCCAAAUAUGGGUCAGGUGCAGUCUCCGGAGCCUGUUCAGGACAGCAAGCCUGAUGCCCUCUGUGAAGUUUUCAGCCAAGGUGUAGGUCAUGCAUCUCAAAGGCUGAAAGAGUACUUGGGGUUCAAAGAUCCACAGAGCAAACUGCAGCCUAGCACAGACACGCUUAAUGAGAUUUUUCUUAUGAAUUUUAUCUCUUUCUGCAUGGGGAAAGGUGUGGAGGAGCACAUUACCACAUGCAAAAUGACAAAACAGCAGUCUCUACUGUUUGGAGUGGACUGGAUAUGGACAAUUUUUGGGCCUGACAAAAAUAUCAGGCUCCAGUUUACUGUUCAAACGUGUCAGCUGUCGGAUUUGGUAGUGAAUGAGAGUGGUCAGUCAGAGCAGCCCUGGAGAAAUGGAAGAGAGACUGCCAUGUUGGAUGUGCUGUAUGAAAACAAGGGCAGGUUUGAGAAACUAGAGGAAUUCUGUUCAUUGGUCGGACAAGACUGUGUGGGACUUUUCAUUGUGUUUGGACUGCCAGGAAAGCCAAAGGAAAUCAGAGGAGCACUUUUGGGUAGUAUCCAGACAAAAAAGGAUAACAAGUCAUUGCCCGGGGAUAGUUUGGUGAAAGAUUAUAUUAUAAAUACAGAGUCGUUUCUUUCUACACAAGAGAUUCUGGAGCACUGCUUGAGCAAAAAGAAUGGUCUUAAUAAUGUGGGAAAUGUUUACAUCAAUUUCCUUUAACCAGUUCCCCUCCCUCCCUUUUUGGUGUAUUGAAAUUUUAAUUUAGUUAACACUUUUAAUCCCUCAAAGUUGGUGUUCUGCUUUAAUUUGUGACUUUAAUUUAUAUUUCAAUUAAAUGGUUUGACUUUUUUUACUAGUGCAAUACUGUUAAUAGUUUCACUGUCAGAUGAUACUUGCAUUAAUCAACUAUUCAAAAUAUUGUGAACAUAAUGUAUAUUACCUUGGAAGCAAUAACAUUAAAUCUUGUUUAAUUAUGUUACCAGGGAUUUAAA